Messenger RNA from Pestalotiopsis fici W106-1, 1335 nucleotides. RefSeq lists its product as uncharacterized. Gene Ontology annotation, molecular function: oxidoreductase activity. The transcript has a single exon. The record is from RefSeq and is a predicted model, not a curated record. Bases 1 to 1335 code for a protein of 444 amino acids. NCBI's taxonomy places the organism in Eukaryota, Fungi, Ascomycota, Sordariomycetes, Amphisphaeriales, Sporocadaceae.
AUGGCUGCCUCUACUGCUGCUCAAGUACAACUUUCUGAAGAGGCUCUAGGCCUGGCACGAAUUUUUGAGAACCCGAAAGGAUCACUGGAGGCAGCAAGCAAGCUUCUUCAAAAGAACCACGAUGAGUUUCACGUGUUCUGGCGAGACGUGGGCGGACACAACCAUAUCCCGCACUCUGUCUUGUCAAUUCUAGCACUCGGCGGCGGGCCAGCUGAGCUUCAACGUGCCUGGGAUGACGGUGUAGCCAUCCAACGUCCUACUCCUCCCCUCGACGAGGAUGUGGUCAAGAAGCUCGAGAACCCGGCCGAGUUUCGCGCCAGGAUCGGGAGCAUUCCCAACUACACCAAUUUCCUGCACUUUUUCAGGAACCAGAUGGACAAAAAGGGCUGGCAGGCCGUCGUGUCCGAGUAUGCCUUUAGUCGGACACCGCUUGCCGAGACCAUCUUUGCGCAGCUCUUUGAGGGCGCAUAUCACCCCUUUAUCCACAUUGGUUUCGGGAUCGAGUUCAACCUGCCCAGCAUCAUUGCCGAGGGUCUGGCACAAGCCGCGACUCACGACUCGGCAGGAAUCGAGGGCUUCUUCCUUGAAGCCGAACGACAAGCCGCGCAGUCAAAAGGGCCAGGAAAGUCGCUCGUUCAGCUUCUAGACGAGGUCCGGACGACGGAGAAGAUCAAGACGGCGGCCCGUCUGCCGGAUGGGCCGGUACGGGUUCGCGACGGCGUGAUUGGCCGGGCCGGGGCGGAAAUUGCAGCUCUUGCCUCGCAGUUCCGCGUUCCGGCUGACCAACUCAGUCGCGGUGCCGCCGAGAGCAUCAACAUUAGCGCGUACACGGCUGGCGCAGCCCAGCGCGCCGGCAAAGCACGCAAGAUUGACUUUUUCCACAUGCACAACACGACAAGUUCCCUCUUUCUGACCGUGUUUCUCAACCAGCCCUGGAUCAGCACUGAAGAUAAAGUGCGCAUCGUAGAGUGGAAGGGCCGCCUCGAUCUUGUGUGGUACGCAGCCUGCUCGGCCCCGGACCUCAACGUUGAUCAUGUCAUUGGAUACAAGCCCGCUCAGAGCGCUGGUUGGGGUUGGAAGGAGCUAUACGAGGCCAUUAAUGUCGCGCACGACGACGGGCACCUAGCCAAGAUUGUGCGGGCGUUGAAGAAUGGUGAGGAGGUGUCCCGACCGUUUGAGAGCGGCGAGGGCGCCGAGGCGUUUCCCAUCAAGGGAGACUCCUGGCUCAAGCUUGCCCAGAUGUCCUAUGACACGACUCUAGACUUGCCCGACGACGAUAAAUGGAUUUGGGGGGCAGGAUUUUUGCCUCUGUGGAACAAGGUUCCAAGCCUGUAA